Messenger RNA from Alosa sapidissima (American shad), 2450 nucleotides. It is a transcript of the gene b3galt1b, whose product is annotated as UDP-Gal:betaGlcNAc beta 1,3-galactosyltransferase, polypeptide 1b. The record is from RefSeq and is a predicted model, not a curated record. The transcript is spliced from 3 exons. Lineage: Eukaryota; Metazoa; Chordata; Actinopteri; Clupeiformes; Clupeidae. Bases 384 to 1385 code for a protein of 333 amino acids. Gene Ontology annotation, cellular component: membrane. Gene Ontology annotation, molecular function: N-acetyl-beta-D-glucosaminide beta-(1,3)-galactosyltransferase activity.
GAUACUGAGUAGACAGGGGUACAGGCGACAGAAGCAUCAGGACCAGAAGUGUUUGCAGGAUGGACACAUUCCAGUUGUAAGUGUUGGAGUGAAAGACGCCGUGAUGGAUCUGGAGGGGCGCCAGGGGUUUAAGAUUGGGCUAGAUCAUGGAGGAGCAUCAAGAAGAGGACUCGGAGGCCUGUGACUAUUUGUAGAUGAUGUGGGGGCCAGUUAGGAUGAAAUUGAUGGAGACCCACGCUCUCCAGGCAAAGCCUACAGCCGCCUGUCAUUAAUGUCAAGCAGCACACAGGAGGAACAUUAUGCUGCCUCACCAAAGGAAGUGCCACUAAUGGCAGGAAAGUCACUUACAAUUCAGAGCACUUUUCAUACAUAAGUGCAUCAGGAUGCCUUCAAAAGUGUCAUGCCUAUAUGUCUUGACAGUCGUGUGCUGGGCGAGUGCACUGUGGUACCUGAGCAUAUCUCGGCCGACGUCUUCCUACGUGGGUCAGAUGUCGGCACCGGUGCGCAGGACCAAGACGGCGGCGAAGAACGCCCCGGCGAAGAAUACAACGUUCACUAACAUCCGCACGCGGCCACUCAACCCACACGUGUUCGACUUUGUCAUCAACGAGCCGAAGAAGUGCGAGGAGCAGACGCCCUUCCUUGUCAUCCUCAUCAGCACCACGCACAAGGAGUUUGACGCGCGGCAGGCCAUCCGCGAGACCUGGGGUGACGAAAGCACGUUCACCGACAUCCGUGUGGUCACCCUCUUCCUGCUGGGCCGCAACACGGACAGCGUGCUCAACCAGAUGGUGGAGCAGGAGAGCCAAAUCUUCCACGACAUUGUGGUGGAAGACUUUGUGGACUCCUACCACAACCUGACGCUCAAGACCCUCAUGGGCAUGCGCUGGGUAGCCACCUUCUGCUCCAAGGCCAAGUACGUGAUGAAGACAGACAGCGACAUCUUUGUCAACAUGGACAACCUGAUCUACCGGCUCCUCAAGCCCGCCACCAAGCCACGGCGGCGCUACUUCACGGGCUACGUCAUCAACGGCGGGCCCAUCCGCGACAUGCGGAGCAAGUGGUACAUGCCACGGGACCUCUACCCCGAGAGCAAGUACCCGCCCUUCUGCUCGGGCACAGGCUACGUGUUCUCGGCCGACGUGGCCGAGGCCAUCUACAAGACGUCGCUGCACACGCGCCUCCUGCACCUGGAGGACGUCUACGUGGGCGUGUGCCUGCGCAAGCUCGGCAUCCACCCAUUCCAGAACAGCGGCUUCAACCACUGGAAGAUGGCCUACAGCCUGUGCCGUUACCGGCGCGUUAUCACCGUGCACCAGAUCUCCCCCGAGGAGAUGCACCGCAUCUGGAAUGACAUGUCCAGCAAGAAGCACCUCAAGUGUUAACAUACAAACAAACAAACAAACAAAAAAUGCUUCAAGAGGUUUGUGUGUAUAGCUUUUUUUAUGCGUGCAAGAAAUGGUUAGAACUACUAGAAGUCACGCAGGAGAGAUUGUAUUGGAUGAACACACACUCUUGUUAAGUCCAGCAUUUUGCCAAGAUGUGUAAUUUGUACAUGCCUGUGAGCGUGGAGGUCAUUUUUGAUCUUCAUGUGCAAAGCAGUUGUGAAGAAGGGAUGAAAAAGUGAGACAUACGAAUUGUAAUGACGAUGGUUCUCAAAAUUGCAUCAUGUUAUGGUGCAACGUGCUAUUAAGGAGGUGCUGAUAAACAUGGGCGCCCAUGCAUACAUAAACAGCCAACACCACUGCUGCAAUUCGGCUGGGAGGCAAAACAGAUGAUUUGCCUUCCACAAAGGAAAAGAAAACAUGACCAAAUGUGAAUGUUACUGAGUCUUUAGUUUCUUAUUGCACAUAUCUCUGUUUGGCUUAUUUGAAGGAGUGUGCCGCCGAGGCAGUUCAUCAGCCUUAAUGCUGAUGCUAAAGCUUUGAGUUUUAAUUAUGUGGAGCCAGUGGAGGACAUCCAUUUAGGUAUAAAGCGCCUGGGUCUAUUUGUUUACAUAUUGUUGACAAUGUUACUGCUUUCAUGGGGGAAAAAAUGUAUUAAAGGUGAGGUUCAUUUAUUUAUAAUGUCAAAGUUAUUUUCUUACUUUCUGCCAUUGCGGGUGACACUGUUUUGCUUCAGAUCAUCUAGCCAACUCCUCUUUGUAUUACUGUACAGUAUGUGCAUAUAUAACUGAUUAUGUACUCAAAGCAACACCUACUAUCCAGUAACAUAUUGUGCAAGUGAAUAUUUACAUUGUGAUCACUCUACGAACAUUCCCCCGAGAAUGUAACAUCAUGUGUUUGUGGCAUCAAUCUAUACCGAAGCACUUCUGUCCAACUGAUCGAUUAUAUUUUCUAGAACUUGAUUGCGUUGAGGCCAAAAUUUGAUUUUAAGUGUGUAUUUUUUUAUUCUGUAGUACUAUACAGCUGUUGUGACAUUAAACUGUGAAAGCUUAGACUACAACUCAA